This is a messenger RNA of Canis lupus familiaris (dog), 1026 nucleotides long. Its product is annotated as kanadaptin-like. NCBI's taxonomy places the organism in Eukaryota, Metazoa, Chordata, Mammalia, Carnivora, Canidae. The transcript is spliced from 2 exons. Gene Ontology annotation, molecular function: protein binding; mRNA binding. The record is from RefSeq and is a predicted model, not a curated record. Bases 91 to 1011 code for a protein of 306 amino acids.
GGAGAGGCGGAGAGGGAGAGGAGAGAGGAACUUAGAGACUGCGGGGGUAGGUUUCCCAGGAACAGAUUUUGAGAGUGCACCCGCCCGAGGAUGGCUGAUAGUCCCUCUCCGUCCGAGUCGCUGGCUUCGCAAGAGCGCAGUGAUGACUUCAAGAAACCAACCCUGCCGGUGCCCCCGGUCGUGCGGGGCAAAGCUCCGGCCACCAGUCCUGCGAACCCUGAGGAGGUAAAGAAGGAAAGGCCCACGGCGCUGCCAGAGCCCGACCCCGGGGAGCCCGACGUCCCGCCAGUCCAGCCCGACAGCGGGGACACCAGGAGUCCACCGACGGAGCAGCCGCGGCCCCCCUCAGCGGCUCCUUCAGCUGGCGGCCCGGCCCGGGCUCCCCCUUACCGGGAGCCGCCGUGGGGCGGCCCCGCCUCGGCCCCCUACAGCCUAGAGACGCUCAAGGGCGGCACCAUCCUUGGCACCCGCAGCUUGAAAGGGACGAGUUGCUGCCUCUUCGGGAGGCUGUCUAGCUGCGACGUGUGCCUGGAGCACCCUUCGGUGUCCCGGUACCACGCCGUGCUGCAGCACAGGGCGGCCGGCCUCGAAGGAGAAUGCGACGGCCAAGGGCCGGGCUUCUACCUUUACGAUCUGGGAAGCACCCACGGCACUUUUCUUAACAAAACCCGCAUCCCACCCCGCACCUAUCGUCGCGUCCACGUCGGGCACGUUCUUCGCUUUGGAGGCAGCACCCGGCUCUUUCUUCUUCAGGGACCAGAGGAAGACCGAGAGGCAGAAUCCGAGCUGACCGUAACGCAACUGAAGGAAUUGCGCAAGCAGCAGCAAAUGAUGUUGGAGAAGAAGAUGUUGGGAGAAGACUCGGAUGAGGAAGAAGUGGACACCACCGAAAGGAAGAGAAAUACUAGUAGUCAAGAUGAUGAAAUGGGCUGUACCUGGGGAAUGGGUAAGAGAUUAAAAUUGCUGCCGGAACCUAAUAUUGUAAAUUCACUACAAGUGGUAUGUAUAUAGAGCUCUGAUCUUGAU